AAAAGUAAAAAUAAAGAUACAGAAAAUAAAUGUUUCCAUCGGAUAGAGUUCAUAUUUUGCUGAAUUAUACUAUUUGCUGCGUUGUAACAACAAUAAAAGUGUAUUUUGGAUAGAGGUAACAGAUAAACCACAUUACUUUCGCGCUUUACGUGAGAAAAAGGGGCAAGUUCAAGAAGGUGACGACGGUAAAGCGCAGAAAACAUGUCGGAGUCCUACGAUUAUCUUUUUAAAUUUCUCAUCAUUGGCCGUGCGGAUAGUGGCAAAUCCUGCCUGCUGCAUCACUUCAUCGAGAACAAAUUUAAGGAGGACAGUUCGCACACAAUCGGCGUAGAGUUUGGUUCACGGAUCGUGAACGUUGGUGGAAAGUCGAUUAAGCUACAGAUUUGGGACACAGCCGGACAGGAACGGUUCCGAUCGGUCACGCGGUCUUACUAUCGUGGUGCAGCGGGUGCUCUACUGGUCUACGACACAACCUCGCGCGACAGCUUUAACGUGCUGUGGAACUGGCUGAACGAUGCUCGCACAUUGGCUAGCCAAAACAUCUGCAUUUUGCUGGUGGGAAACAAAAAGGAUCUGGAGGAAGACCGCGAGGUAACGUUCCUAGAAGCGAGCAACUUUGCCCAGGAGAAUGAGCUUAUCUUUCUGGAGACAAGCGCCAAGACAGGUGAAAACGUGGAGGAAGCAUUCUUAAAAUGCUCCAAAACCAUCCUGGCCAAGAUCGAAACGGGUGAACUGGAUCCGGAACGGAUCGGUAGCGGUAUUCAGUAUGGAGAUGCCGCAGCACGUAAUGCAGCAGGCGGAACGCUUGCGAGCGGACAGCAACCGAGGAGUCGCCUGAGGCCGGACUGCGCUGGUAGCGGCAGUUGCCGAUCAUCGUAGAAGCUAGCCUUCCUUUCUGGUGGAAAGUAAUGGGUGUCGUGUACGGAUUCCGCAAUGGCUGUUUCUUAUCUGAGCAUUAGGAUAAAGCGUUCCGUUGUUCAAGUUUCAAUCAAAACACGCUAAAGGGGCAUGCAGGUGUAAAGAAACGAAUCUCAAAAACUGUGCUACGCAAAAUGUUUAUAAGAUAGUAUCUCGAGUAUGGUUAAAAUUGCGGGCAGACGACCUCUGAUCAUCCGGAUUGUUCAGGAAUCAGUAUUGGACUAUCGUUACUAAACUGUAAUUGCACAGCACAUUCAGACGCAAGACGUUUGAAGGAAAAAACGAAAUAUUGACCUGCGUCCUUUCGAUCGCAUUUCAGUCAAUCUGUGUUACUCUUGAACUUAUACAUAAUCUUCCCAACCUAGCACAAUAUCCGUAAAGGUUAUUGAAUUGGUUUUUGUCUUAUGUAAUUCUAAGUGCUUUAGUUGUUGUCAAAAGUUAUGUAAACGUAAAAGGUUUGUGUUUUUUGUUUAAGUAAUGUUUCAUUUAUUAAGGUGUAGCUACACUUUAUACAAAUUUAAUACAGCUUCUCACUCAUAGGGCACCUCACACAGGGUUAUCUAAAUUUCCAACAAAUCAUGCAUCUGUUCAACGAAAUGUUCAUAAUCCAUCCGUUCUGGUAAUAUUUCUGGUUUUCUUAUUUCUUUUAAGAGUAUAGCGUUCUGAAUGGUUUUUGAUGUAAAGAGUAUAAAGAUUAUAUUGAUGAUCAGUUUAUUUGUAGAUGUAGGUUUAACAGAUGGAGCCUUCGGUUCAGUACCGGUUGAAAUGUUUAGGGAAUGUGAUGUUAACGACUCACGGGACAAAGUGCAGAGCUGACUAAACAACUUAAACCACUUAGAGGUAAUUGUAAAAAAAAAACAAGAAAAAACCAUUUAAAACCCCUAAAUACAAAAUGAAACUUUAUUGUGCAUUAGACAUCUUUAUACCUGAGAAGAGUGAAGAGUAAAAUUGAAAUCAAUAAAUUUCUUAAACAAGAUUAGUUUAUUGCUGCGUCAAACCAUCUUAAGUAAUCUCAAUCAUCUUGAUGAC
Molecule: messenger RNA, 1947 nt
Organism: Anopheles moucheti
Lineage: Eukaryota; Metazoa; Arthropoda; Insecta; Diptera; Culicidae
Gene: Rab4
Product: ras-related protein Rab-4B
Exons: 4
Coding region: 202-879 (225 amino acids)
Biological process (GO): Rab protein signal transduction; regulation of endocytosis
Cellular component (GO): endosome
Molecular function (GO): GTP binding; GTPase activity
Source: RefSeq, a predicted model, not a curated record